Molecule: messenger RNA, 246 nt
Organism: Haemonchus placei
Lineage: Eukaryota; Metazoa; Nematoda; Chromadorea; Rhabditida; Trichostrongylidae
Source: the annotation of a GenBank genome assembly
AUGCGUUUGGAAUGGGAAGACAUGAGAGUGAUCGUCGACGGCCGCUAUUUACAUCACCUCCGCUUUGCAGACGACAUCAUGCUUAUAACAUGGAACAUCGAGCAGGCGAAACGAAUGCUGGCCGAGUUUGACAGUACUUGUGAAAAGAUCGGCUGGAGAGGGACUGAGCUUAACGAAGACGAUGUUCAUGAAGAACGGAUUGGUACCUGGUGCUCCCUUUACGCUAAGAGGAACGAAUUUCCCUGA